GGGACACCUUCUCUGCAGGCGUAGGUGCAGUAAUUUCGUUUGGGGGUGUCUGAGACCCCCAGAACCAUGACUUCUUCACAAAGCAUGUCCAGUCUUUUUGUAUCUGUAGUCACUGUUACUAUUUUACUACAAUGGCGGUAGGAUUUUGUUGUGUGUUGGAUAAGAGGUCCGUAUAACAGUUUAUUGUAAAAUUAAUCGUCUAUUUUCAUGUACUAAAUUUUCUGCAUGAACGUUGCUAUCGGUAGUGAUGUCCUCGUACACAUUUAACCAAAAAAUAUUUACACCGAUUCCUCCCGAGAAAGGAAGUUUUCCGCUCGAUCAUGAGGGAUCCUGCAAGGAGCUUAUGAUCAAGUAUAUGCGCUGUUUGUUUCAAAAUAAGAAUGAGAAUACAAUGUGCAGAAGCGUAGCAAAAGAAUACCUUGCUUGCCGAAUGGAUAACGAGCUAAUGGUGCGAGAAGAUUGGUCCGCUCUUGGUUACUCUGAUGAGGUCAAGGAGACAUAACAACAGCGAUUUAUUACUAAUCGAUUUGCGCGACAUAGUAGAUUUACGAACUUUCCUGCUGAUUAUUGUAUUUGUUUUACCUUGAAAAAGAGAUUAACAGAUUUUACGGAUAAAUUUUUAGAUAAUAUAUACGUAUAUAUGUGUUUAGAAAUUAUAUGUAUACAUACUUUUAUUUAAUACGAUUGGCGAAUGGUGAUUAGACAGUAUGAAAUAGUGAGUUUCAUUAAACACAAAUUAAAGUGAUUCCAGUGCAGUGGACAGAUUU
Molecule: messenger RNA, 767 nt
Organism: Osmia bicornis bicornis
Lineage: Eukaryota; Metazoa; Arthropoda; Insecta; Hymenoptera; Megachilidae
Product: cytochrome c oxidase assembly protein COX19
Exons: 1
Coding region: 248-502 (84 amino acids)
Biological process (GO): mitochondrial respiratory chain complex IV assembly
Cellular component (GO): mitochondrial intermembrane space
Source: RefSeq, a predicted model, not a curated record